AUGUUUUUGGAUGAUUACUUGAUUCUGGUCGCCCUGGUAUUCCUCUAUGCAGUCUCGUUUUCAGGGGUAAUCUUACUGUACAACGGACUGGGAACGCAUGUCAUUUUCGUGCCUCCCCAUGAACUUGUGGUAUACAUGAAGACCUUGUCUACAGGGAGCUUUACCUACACGCUAUGCAUCGCCUUCGUCAAGUUAUCCAUUCUUGCUUUUUACAAGCGGUUGUUCCCCGUUGAGCCAAUGGUCCUUGCCGUCAACGUUGUCGGAUCUGUCGUCAUCUUGUGGGCCUACGGUGUCUGUCUUGUCGGUGCAUUAACAUGCAUUCCUUUCAGAAAGUUGUGGGAUCCAACCAUUCCUGGCGGCUGCAUCGACCUUCCCAAAUUCUACUACGGCUUACAGAUUCCGAAUAUCGUCACUGACGCCAUUAUUUUGGCGAUGCCAAUGAAAGUCGUGUGGAACCUGCAUGUGCCUAAGGCGCAGAAAGUGGCGUUGUCGGGCAUUUUUCUGCUCGGUUUCUUGUGCGGAGCCCUGCCCCUGGCUGUUUGGGACCUUUCACUGAUCUUUGCUAGAACUUUGAUUUUUGACAUUAUUCGUCUGGUCGCAAUGGUUGAGCUCUCGGAGGCGGGAAACGACAUUACCUAUGCGCAAACGCAACCCAGUGUUUGGACAUGCAUAGAGCCGGCCGUCGGUAUUACGGCGGCUUGUUUAUCCAACAUGCGCCCGCUUUUCAAAUUCCUGCCAAAGAUACCUAGCAUUUCUUGGCCGCGUAGCCUGUCCCUAUCCAGUGACGGCUUCCGGAGGAAAAGUCUUUCAGGGAAGCAGAUUCGGACGACAACGGUCGUCGAAGUCCACUGUCGAAACGGCAGCAAUAGCUCAAAGUCUGGUUAG
Molecule: messenger RNA, 885 nt
Organism: Aspergillus melleus
Lineage: Eukaryota; Fungi; Ascomycota; Eurotiomycetes; Eurotiales; Aspergillaceae
Exons: 5
Coding region: 1-885 (294 amino acids)
Source: RefSeq, a predicted model, not a curated record